GUUCAGACUUUCAUUCCAACGGACUAGUCGAUAUCACUUUCGGGAUAGUUUGGUAACAUUGUGUUACCGUUGAUACUUUUCAUGCGAUUUCAACGGCUUAAAUGUAGCCUUCACACUGACAGCGACUAAUGACACGAUUCAAUCGGACAUACUCAAGAAAGAGUAGAUUGAUCUUCCCUGACAUGAUGUGGCGCGCGUUUUUCGUGUUACAAUGCGAGCCGGUUUGUCUCAACUCCGGCACUCAAAUUCUCACUCCCAGGCGGACAUAUAUAAUGAACCACUAGCACCUCCGAAUAAUCAUCGUCUCCAGAUACAAUGUCUACACCUAAAUUCAGGAUCGCUAUCUGUGGAGGAGGGGUAGGUGGUUUGACACUAGCCGUUGCCUUGUCCCGGUACCCGGAUAUUGUCGUCGACGUGUACGAAGCCGCUCAGAGCUUUUACGAAGUCGGGGCUGGGUUGGGUAUCUGGCCCAGGUCAUUCAAGGUUUUACGAAAACUUGGGCAUGACUUAGAACGACAACUAAUUCAGCGCUGCGGUUACGAAUUCACAGAAGGAUAUGUCCCAUGUAUCAAGCACCGUAAAAGUGAUCAAACCGUUGGCUUUCAGCUUUUUGACCUGGUGACAAAAGGCAAUCAAAUGCGUUUUCAUCGAGCUGACUUUCAUGGCGUACUUCUCUCACAUCUCUCGCCGUCUUGUACAACGUACAACGCCAAGCGACUAAAAUCAUAUAUCCAGCCCCGUUCAAGAAAAUCACCAAUCAAGUUAAUAUUUCAGGAUGGAUCGACCGCGACAUGCGAUAUAUUAAUUGGCGCUGACGGGAUCAAAUCCGCAGUCAGAUCCUGCAUGAUGCGUGAAUUGGCUGAGGUCGUGGGCCCCUAUGAAAAGCAGUCUGUGCUCUCGUGCAUUAACCCAGUCUGGAGUGGCGUCACUGCAUACCGAACAUUGAUUCCUGCAGAGAAGUUGCGCGCGCGUUGUCCUAACCACCGCGUCUUUGCGGGAGGGAUUACUCAGUACUUGGGAAAAGAUGCUUUCUUCCUUGCAUACCCAAUUUCUCUUGGGAAAUACAUCAAUAUCGCAGGUUUUACGCUUCAACCCGAUCUCGUUAACACGGCCUAUGAAGCCGAUCCACGAGUGCCUCGUCGGUCUUUCCAAGGGAAGGCUGACAGCGACUGGGUCGGAGAACUCACGGCUGAACAGUUUGUUGAGCCUUUCAAAGACUUCGAAGAAGACGCGAAGCAGCUUCUCAAGUGUGUAGAAAGAGGCACGCUUUGGGCUGUACACACCGUAAAAACAUUACCAUCCACAAACUUCGGGCGAGUUGCACUCUUGGGAGAUGCUGCUCAUGCCAUGCUGCCGUUCCAGGGCGCUGGUGCUGGUCAGAGCAUCGAGGAUGCUUACCUCCUCGCAACUGUUCUUGGACACAAAGCCACGACCUUAGAUACGGUACCUAGGGCCCUUGCCAUAUACGACAAGUUGAGACGGCCAUUCUCAUCAGAUGUGGCUCUACGCUCAAGGUUCAAUGGCCAACUAUGCGCGUUGCAAACGAACGUCCCUCUGCACAGGCUCGGCAAUACAGUCACCAAAAAUUGGGAUUGGGCAUGGCUGACGGAGCUAGAUGAUGCUUUGGAAGAAGCUGUCAAGCUUGUGGAGAACAGUUCAAUCAACAUCGGCUGAUAACAAAGCUAUACAUAUCCGCAUUAUCUAUGUCAUCAAUUCAAGUCGUGUAUUUCUAUAUAACUGUGUCGGAUAAU
Molecule: messenger RNA, 1751 nt
Organism: Suillus discolor
Lineage: Eukaryota; Fungi; Basidiomycota; Agaricomycetes; Boletales; Suillaceae
Product: salicylate hydroxylase
Exons: 9
Coding region: 316-1674 (452 amino acids)
Biological process (GO): secondary metabolite biosynthetic process
Molecular function (GO): FAD binding
Source: RefSeq, a predicted model, not a curated record